Messenger RNA from Nicotiana attenuata, 3355 nucleotides. RefSeq names its product putative late blight resistance protein homolog R1B-12. Gene Ontology annotation, molecular function: ADP binding. Lineage: Eukaryota; Viridiplantae; Streptophyta; Magnoliopsida; Solanales; Solanaceae. The record is from RefSeq and is a predicted model, not a curated record. The transcript has a single exon. Bases 665 to 3286 code for a protein of 873 amino acids. Gene Ontology annotation, biological process: defense response to other organism.
GUGCAUUAGUAAAUGAAACAACUUCAAACUUUUCUUUUCCCUCCAUUUUCCAUUCACACCUCUUAUCUAAUUAGAUAAAAAUUACCCAACACAUACCGUCUCCAUUAUGUGAACUGUAAAGUUGUUCUUGUUUACUCCAAUCAGAGCAAAUAAACAAAUUGGUGCAUUUUAAAUAAAGUGAAAACUGUCCAUCACAAGAAAGAAAAAGAUACUAAAGAAAUACAUUAAUCGAAUGAAAAUGGAUGGAGUAUUAUUAUCCCUAGUAUUCUUCAACAUAACUUGACAGAUCUGAUUCCACGCAACCAACUGGCAUUGAGUUAGUUUUUUACUUAAUAAGUCAAACAAUUUAUAUAUUGAUAACCACUAAGGCACUAACAUGGUGUUGGAAAUUAAUUAAAGGUGUUGAAAACUCUAUGAUACUCGAGUACUAAGUUUAAAUCUCUCUAGCUAUAUUGAUAUCAUUUUGAUCUUUUUAAUUUAUUGAUUAUUUUUAAUUAAUCCUCUCUACUCCUCUCUCCUUCUUGCCAUCAUUUCCACAAUAUUCUGAUUCUUGAGUAGUUGAUAAUGGCAGCUUAUAGUGCUGUAAUUUCUCUUCUUCGAAUUCUUGAGGAACGAAAUCCAGAACUCAUUCACAGUCAAACUGCUAAAGCGCUCGAAUCUCUUCAUGCAACUGCUGAAUAUUUCCAAAAAGUUCUUGAAGAAGCUGACAACAGUAGGUUUGACACUAAAAAAGUCUAAAUCUUUUGAGGAAAGAAUAAGAGUUGCUGCUAGUUAUGCAGAAGAUGUUGUUGAGCUGAAGAUUUAUCAAAUCAUUAAAGGCUCAAGCUGGACAUUUGGAAUUUUACAACACGAGGAUUUGCUACCAGUUGUUGAAAAAAUGGAUAUAACAAAGAAAGAAGUGAUGGAGAUUGUUUCUGACUUGAGCACUAGUACUCAUGAUGCUGAUGAUGAUCAAACUCUUGUAUUACCUGGGGAUUCCUUGAUUGGCACUUCUUCAAUAAGUAAUCAAAUGCUGUCAAAUUUGGAAGAUGAUACCAUGCAGGGACUUGACGAUGACAUGGAGAUCAUAGUUAAGAGAUUGACAGGACCACUGUCGGAUCUAGACAUUGUCACAAUAUGUGGCAUGGGUGGCAUCGGUAAAACAACGCUUGCUAGAAAAGCUUAUGAUCAUCUCGCAAUCAGGUAUCAUUUUGACAUUCUUGCUUGGGUUACAAUAUCUCAAGAAUAUCGAAGUAGAAAUGUGUUAUUAGAUGCUUUACAUUGCAUUUCAAAGCACACAAAUACUGUCAACAGAAAAGAUUAUGAAACGAAGGGUGACGAUGAGUUGGCCGAUGUGGUGCAGAAAAACCUAAAGGGUCGAAGAUACCUUGUUGUUGUUGACGAUAUUUGGAGUACGGAUGUUUGGGAUAGUAUAAGAGGAAUAUUUCCUAAUUACAACAAUGGGAGUCGAAUCUUAUUGACUACUAGGGAAACAAAGGUAGCGAUGUAUGCAAAUACUAGCAGCCCUCAUGAGAUGAACCUCUUGACUUUAGAAAACAGUUGGAAGUUACUUCGUGAUAAGGUGUUUGGACCAAAACAUGAUCAUCCUCCUGAGUUGGAAGAAAUUGGAAAGAAAAUAGUAGAAAAAUGCCAAGGACUACCCUUGACGAUUUCGGUGAUUGCUGGACAUCUAUCUAAAACGGCCAGGACAUUAGAAAGUUGGAAGGAUGUUGCCCAAUCAUUAGGUGAUAUAGUUGCUGGUCAUCCAGAUAAAUGCUUAAGAGUGCUCGGUUUGAGUUAUCACCACUUGCCUAAUCACCUCAAACCUUGCUUUCUUUUUAUGGGUGGUUUCGCGGAGGACUUUCAGGUUGAUACUUGGAGAUUGAUCCAAUUAUGGAUCGCGGAAGGUUUUAUAAGAACGUCAGGAAGUGGGUUGGAGGAAGUGGCAUUAAAUUAUUUGGAGGAUCUUAUCAGUAGAAACUUGAUAAUGACUAUAAAAAGGAGAUUCAAUGGUGAAAUAAAGAUAUGUGGAAUGCAUGAUCUACUGCGUGAAUUCUGUUUGAUAGAAGCUACAAUGACAAAGUUUAUGCAUGUUGAGAGAACUAACUCUACUCUUUCAUUAACACAAAAGCAUAAUGUUCGUCGCUUCAGUUUUCAAACCGAGGAUUAUUUGGUUGGUGAUUGUUGCAAGAUAUUACCCCCUGUUGCCAGAUCUAUCUACGUAUUUUCUCUAUUAAGACGACCUUUUACAACCCAUUACAACCUUCGUCAUAGGAUGAGGAUGAGGUUGAGGAACCUUUUAUAUUCAGAUAUUACACAACAUCCUACAAUACUUGAAGUUUUCUCUCGUUUCAACCUUCUCAGGGUAUUGGCCAUCUUCACUGGUGCGUUCCAUUCAUUUCCACUAGCGAUUACAAAGUUAUUUCAUUUGAGAUAUCUUGCAGUAAAAUGUGGUGGAAACCUUGCUGCAUCAAUUUCAGAGCUUCAGAAUUUACAAACUCUAAUUCAUGCACAAUUUCGUUCAGUUAUAACUUCAUUACCGGGGGAGAUAUGGAUGAUGAAGAACUUGAGGCAUAUACAUCUAGAGAGAAACAGUUAUUUACCCAGUCCUAGAAGAGAAAGUAUCCUAAAUAAGCAUAUUGUGACGGGGAUGCCAAAUCUAGAGGAACUUUCUGGUGUCUGUUCCACUAGUUGUACAAAAGAAGUCUUUUUCCGGAUGCCCAAUCUAAAGAGAUUGAUUGUCUAUAAAACUUCUUUAAGAGCAGAUGUUAAGGCCAAUCAACUCAUUGAUAUGUCUAGCUUGACAAAACUCGAAGCGUUGAAAUGUGUUAGCUAUGCUUGUGAGUUAUCCAUCAAGAGGUUUGGUUUCCCAACAUCACUUAAGAGGUUGACUUUAGCUGGCUCAUUUUGUUUUCCUUGGGAAGACAUAUCAACUCUUGUCAUGUUGCCAAAUCUUGAAGAGCUCAAACUUAAAAGGUAUGCUGUCAGUGGUCCAAUAUGGAGAUUAAGUGAUGAAGACAAGUUCGAAAGCCUAAAGUUAUUGUUACUUAGUGAGCUAGAUUUUGAGCGUUGGGAAGCUAGUAGUGAUAACUUCCCAAAUCUAAAACGCCUUGUUCUCAAGAAUUGUCGCUGCCUGGAAGAAAUCCCAACAGAUUUUGGGGAAAUUUGUACUUUGGAGUCAAUUGAGUUACAUAAUUGCAGCACUGCUGCUGAGGGUUGUGCAAGAAAUAUUGAACAAGAACAUGAAGAGUACAUGGGAAAUAACUCCCUUAAGGUCUACAUCCAUAGCAGUCACAGUAAAAUUUAGAUCUCUCUAUUUUAUUCCAUCUCUGUUAAAGUAUAAUUACCUCCUUGAAAUAAGCAUGUUAAUACAUGU